GAGAACAAAAUCCGACAUAUCGGGCCAAGAGGUUGGAGGGAAUGAGGUUGAAGGGAUGGGCGCUGUACGCAAAAGCUCUGGCGGGGAGCCGACUUCUUCGGAGAAGAAGCGCGAGCGACGGAGGGUGAUGCAAGAGGAGGUGGCGGAGGAAACCUGCCGCAUGAAUAGGAUGAAAGAACAAUCGGAGCCGGUUAUGGGCGGGGAUGGAGGUGACGUCGGAGAACGUGCCUUGGGAAAGAGGGCUCCAGGGAUGCGUGGCGGACAAGAACAUGGAGUCGGAAAGAGGCCGUCGAAGGAAGAGGGUGCGAUGGCAAGUAAGAAAGCGAGGAGGCCCGGCGGUUUGACCAUCCGCGAAGGACAAGCCAUAGGUGGAGGAGAUUCGGCUCAUCCAGGCGCUGCGGUCGCGAGAAAACCUUCGGGGAAAUCCAAAAGGAAAGUGGCAGCUGAAGAAGGCGAUGGCCAGAACAAACCUCGAAGGAGGAAGACUGCUGAGGCGGCGGGCGGUGGCGAACAGGCUGUCGGUAAGCAGUGCGACCAAGCGGCAGCGUUCUGGCUCGAAUACGAGCGGAACGAUGACGGUGAGAUCGUGGAGAAGGAGUUCCCCGUCCAACUGUUCAUCGACCCAAGGAAGGUCUGCGACAUCCCGCCUUGGGAGAGAUAUUACAACCACCACAGUCUCAAUCACGAAAAUGUGGAUCACAUCAAGGCUGCGAUGCUAAGUAAGUUCCUCAAGGAAAAGGGGAAGAUCUGGAUGAAAAACCCUUUGGUUCUGGCACCCAUCUACAACCCGGUGACGCAUAGGCCGGAGAUUGCUGACAGGGUACACAAAGAUGUCUUCAAGCCAGAGGACAAGGACAAGUACUACUAUUACCCUGUCAACGGACAACACACCAUGGCUGCUGUGAAGGAGUCAAUGUUCGAAUUGUGGAAGAUGCACUUGUGGCCGGUGAGAGUUGUUUGGUUCUCCGACGAAGAUUUCCAUGGGUAUGUUCAGGUCAGUCUCAACGAGAACACGAGACACAAGAUGUCUAAGCAGCGAUCGCAGAAGGCCGCGUUCGAGGACAUGCGGGAGGCAUGGGAGAAAGAAGGGAGGUCGGUUGCCAUUCAAGGCAACCCUUCCGGCAAGGAGGUCGAGAAACAAAAGUUUUUCAAAUUCCAAAAGCUAAUUUUGGGAAAGAGUCCGAACGACUCUCACUGGUCGUUGGCAAAAAAAGAUUUGACGCUCGCCGAUAAGAAGUACGUCGCUGCCGUUUGCAAUACAUUGAGGCAGUGGAUGCCACUCGUGACGGCCGGUGAUGACGUUUUCCGCAAAGGCAUGGAGUUCUACGAGAAAUGGGCGGAGGGGAAGUUGUUGGGCGGCGACGGGAAGACGCCAUUAUCGAGGCCCGACAAAUACAUGUUAGACAAAUCUCCGGGUCUUGAAGCAAUUCCGGAAAUGGGCUCGAAAGGGACGGCUGGUGAAACGAAGAUGGGGUGGCCGGACAUUUUCUGUUGGCAGUGUCUCGCUGACAUGACCGAUGCCGAAAAACUAUCGAUCCUAGACGACAUUCUCGGACUUAGGGGAGUGUUCGUGCAAUCGGCGGGCGGGCAUCUGAAACGUCAAUACAAACCUGGAGUUAAAGACAUGGUCGUGACGAGGAAAGUGGAUUGUGUGAUGCUCCGUUUGUUUCACUACAUCUUGUUCCUUGAAACGGAGGAGGACGAAGCUGUUACGCGCUACGGGAGCAUUUUUUUCCAGACCGAGGGGCAGCUUCUGGCGGAGUUCGGCCCGCGGGGCCUCACGAAACAGGUGUGGGUCGAACUGCGAAAGCAUUUCCAGGGCGCGGUGGAGUACGUGAACACUUGCAAACGUACUCUUCCGCACGAGAAGGAGUCCCUCGACGACGCGAAGAGAUUGUACGAGGAUGACAAGUUCCCUAAAUCUUUCGAAAAGUCUGUCUGGAAGUGGGUGCGCCAUGCACAAAAGCAGGUUACUGUCCGAGGAGGCAAUACGCUGGUUGAGGACUGUGACCGCCUGUACGUGAUUUUCAAUGGCGAGAACCUAGAAGACAACACAGUCGCAGUCUACCCGGCUAGUAGCCCGACAAAGGCUUCCUGUGCUCAUGGUCCAAGUCCGGCCAAACACGCUGUGGUGGCCCGCUCGAAAGCUGCCUGUUCGUCGGACCCAUCAGGACAGGCUGUGGCGUGUUUCGACGUGGCGGAGGAGGAGAGGUUCCCUCGUAGCAUGUGGGAGGAAGGCUGCAUGACAAGUGUUGUUGGACCUGCUUACGGGGAAACGGAGCGGAACCCGUCCCAUCUACUUCGUCUUCUCGAUAACUUUUGCAAAGCUUGCCAAACGGUUUUUUUCUUUGGGAAGCCGCAUGCAUUUGUCGUUUGGGAGCUCCUGCGCAACGGUCGGAACGUCGUCGCAUUGGAGAACGAGGCGAGGAUGAUCGACUACCUUGUCGAGUUCGUGAAGACACGCGUGGAAGACCGUCGCAAUGAUUGCUCUUUUGUCCUGACCACCGGCGAACGGAAAUGGGAUGCCAAACGUGACAUGUAUUGGAAAUUGCCGGGGAACAAAAGGACAGAGGUUUGGGACUUCCUUUUCCAACCCGGACCGCCAUCUCAGACCGACCUCGAAUACAUGAAGGACGCCGAUGGCAAGUGGAAGGGAAUGAAGAAACUGGGAGCCGGACAAUUUAAAAGAAAGGCAAGAGAUGCUCUGGUCGAGCAUUUGAGUCUUAUGAACCCCGAAAGGAGCGAUCGGGACGUCGCUGCGUAUGCAGUACAAAAGCUAAAUGAGUUGUAUGCCAAGAAAAUGUUGGAGUUUCGAGCGCCUUUCUACACACUCGAAACGGCACCGUCUCGUGGCAUUGACUGGCGCAUGCCGCCACCUCCGUCGGGCGGUCAGAGUCCGGGAAGGGGUGGAGGGGGAGACGAUGGAGACAGCGGAGGUGGCGGAGGAGACGGCUCACAAUUUGCCGGAAAGGCGACGGGCGUAACGUCAUCGGGAGAAAAGGCGUCCGGUGGAAAGGGGUCAAGCGGAAAGGUCUCGGGCGGAAAGGGGUCGGGAGAAAAGGCGUCCGGCGGAAAGGGGUCAAGCGGAAAGGACUCGAGUGGAAAGGGGUCGGGCGGGAAGGGGUCGGGCGGGAAGGGGUCGGGUGGGAAGGGUUCGGGCGGAAAGCGUAGAACGUCCGCUAGUCCCCAGUAUAUGGAAACUGACCCCCACUGCGUAGGGAGUCGAGAUUCCGACAUGCGAGACGUGGCCACCCUCAGGUCUGAUCAAAUGCGAGUAGAUUCGCACUUGUCUGCGAGGACUUUGUUUCCCAAUGCCGAGGAGAGUCCAUCCCGCCGUGCACAGCAGAGGUCUCCUGUGCUCAACACCUUGCUCGUGGAAGAGGGCGGACGUCUGCAGCAUACGGCAGCAGCUCCUAUGCGGCGAGACCAUUCCUUGAUAGGAACAACGUCAUCGUUUUGCCUGGAGUGCGGGACGCCUGCAUUGCGAAGGACCGAAGUCUUGGUGGAGGGACCCCCUGCAGGAGUGUUGGAGACCGGGUUUGGCGAGUACGAACGUCAUGCUUCGGAGGGUGUGCCACUCGACGUUUACAGCGAGAGUGCACCGACUCCUGGGGAAGAGGAGCGCUCUUCGGGAACGCGUGCUGUACAGCGAGAAGAGGAAACUCAACGCUGGCAGUCUCGCAAAGUAUUGGAAACCGGGGGUAGCGAGUGGGAACCUCAUGCUUCGGAGGGUGCAUCCUUGGACACAAACAACGAAAGUGCUCUGCAGCGGAAAGAGGAUACUCAACACUGGCCGGCUCGCGAAGUCGUGAAGGGGCUCGACGCAGGAGUGCUGGUCACCGGGACGUCCGAAGAGGUUCAACACAGUCGUUCGACUGUGCCCACGACGCGAGAGGGUGUCGUUAAGGGAGGCGGAGAACCCGUGGUGGAAGGCGGUGAGGUGAUGGUCGGCAUCCGGAUGGAUCCACAGCGGAAAGAUGAUGAUUCUUCGCCUUCCCGUUGCGUUGAAGAACAGGGUGAUCGAGCGUCUGUCCACAGUACCGGUCGGGAAAUGGUAGUUCAUAAAGCCAUCAAGUUGGGUAACGACUCGGCUUUCACCGAGCUUGUUAGCGACUCAGGCGUGGCCGAGGUGCACAACGUCGAAUCCUCCAUGGAAGGCGGUGAGGUUGCCGUCAGCGUCAAGAUGGAUCCAGAGAGGAAAGAUCAUGAUUCUCCGUCCACCUGUUGCGAUGAAGAACAGGGUGAUCGAGCGUCUGUCCUCAGUACCGGUCGGGAAAUGGUACUUCAUGAAGUCAUCGACUUGCCUAGCGACUCAGCUGCCACCGAGCUGGUUAGCGACACAACCGUGGCCGAAGUGCAGAACGUCGAAUCCUCCAUGGACGUUGGCGCAGUGGCGCGACAGGAGGACAAUUUCCCUCAAAGGGCGCCCGACCAUGGUAAGAUUUGUGAAUAGGAGCACUUGCAUAUCUGUCAGUAGCCAGCUCU
Molecule: messenger RNA, 4485 nt
Organism: Chara braunii
Lineage: Eukaryota; Viridiplantae; Streptophyta; Charophyceae; Charales; Characeae
Source: the annotation of a GenBank genome assembly